UACGAUAAUUACCAACACGAAAUACGACAGGCACCGCAGCUUUGGGACUUUAACGAAUGAGAUAUGAUGAAAAUACUUCUGAUUUUAUCUUUUUUACUACAAGCAGCAGGUUCUGCAUGUCCAGGUGGGUGGAAACAAAACGGACAGUCCUGUUAUCUUUUUAGUCAUGAUAAAGAAGACUGGCCAGGUGCAUAUACAAUGUGUACAGUCAUGAAUGCUCAUCUUGUAGAAAUUGAUGACAUAGAUGAAAACAAAUUCCUUGUUUCAAAUGCUCAAUCAGAAAUCAUUGCAAGAGAAACGUUCUGGAUGGGUCUUAGCGAUACGAUGGAAGAAGGGGUCUGGACGUGGAUGACCAGUAGACAACCAAGCACACAAUACACGAACUGGGCUCCUGAUCAGCCAAGCAUCGUCAAUAGUUUCAAUCAAUAUGGCAGAAAGCAGGAGAACUGUGCUAAUUUCCACGGCACACAAGGCUUUUGGAGUGAUGCUUUAUGUAGUCUACCUGACUAUUAUAUCUGUGAGAAAAGAGCACAAUCAGCUCCGAUUGUUGGAUGAUCAAACCGAUGUGCAUUAAUAAACGUAAUGCUAUUAUAAUACAUUCAAAUGAAAGUUAUCAAAAUAAAAACACUAACAACAACA
This is a messenger RNA of Mercenaria mercenaria, 639 nucleotides long. RefSeq names its product perlucin-like protein. The record is from RefSeq and is a predicted model, not a curated record. Lineage: Eukaryota; Metazoa; Mollusca; Bivalvia; Venerida; Veneridae. Gene Ontology annotation, molecular function: signaling receptor activity. The transcript has 5 exons. The coding region runs from base 64 to 555 and encodes 163 amino acids.